Molecule: messenger RNA, 2081 nt
Organism: Spinacia oleracea (spinach)
Lineage: Eukaryota; Viridiplantae; Streptophyta; Magnoliopsida; Caryophyllales; Amaranthaceae
Product: transcription factor MYB3R-2
Exons: 9
Coding region: 152-1675 (507 amino acids)
Biological process (GO): regulation of DNA-templated transcription
Cellular component (GO): nucleus
Molecular function (GO): RNA polymerase II cis-regulatory region sequence-specific DNA binding; DNA-binding transcription factor activity, RNA polymerase II-specific
Source: RefSeq, a predicted model, not a curated record
UCUUUCUCUUUCUCUCUCCUCUUUCUCUACCUCGUAUAUUUUCCCGCUACUUCAAAACUAAAACCCUAAUUCCAAAAAAUAUCCAAAAGAAUCAAUUUUUUCCCCCUAAUUUGAUCUUCUUUUAGCGGUUAAAGAUUCUCAGAAUUUUGAGAUGAUUGAGGUGAAGAAUGAGGAUGAGGAGUGGAACUUAAGGUCUCCUGAUGGUGUUACAAUUGCUUCGAGUUCGUCAAUAUCGAAUAGCAGUUGCGAUAAUGCUACCCCGAGAUCUAAUCCUUUGCACGGGAGGACAAGUGGUCCGACAAGACGUUCAACUAAGGGCGGGUGGACAGAGGAAGAGGACGAUCUUCUCACAGCUGCUGUAAAGAAAUACAAUGCUAAGAACUGGAAAAGAAUAGCUGAGCAUUUUUCGGGAAGGACAGAUGUGCAAUGCCUACAUCGGUGGCAAAAAGUUCUUAAUCCUGAACUGGUUAAAGGACCCUGGACAAAGGAGGAGGAUGAUUGCAUAACUGAGAUGGUUCAGAAAAAUGGUUGCAGGAGCUGGUCUGUCAUUGCAAAGUGUUUGCCUGGUCGAAUAGGGAAGCAAUGUCGGGAGAGGUGGCACAACCAUCUUGACCCUUCAAUAAAGAAAGAUGCAUGGACAAAGGAGGAAGAAUCACUUCUCACCUAUUAUCAUCAGAUAUAUGGAAAUAAGUGGGCAGAGUUAGCAAAAUAUCUUCCAGGAAGGACAGACAAUGCCAUAAAAAACCACUGGAAUAGCUCUUUAAAAAAGAAGUUGGAUGCAGCAUCGCUUCAUAGUUAUACCCAAAGUGUAAAAAAGGCUACAUUUGAAAUGAACUGUUUUGAGAGAAAGUUAGAUCUCUUCAGAGUCCAAGCAGCUGCAAGUUUCUAUGAAGAAAGUGGCACAGCCUCACUCUAUGGUAUUGAAACUUGCUCUACCGAAUUAGCCCUUGGAAAUACUACUGGAAAAGCUUAUCGGUCAACCAGGAUGUUGUUUGGUGAAAAUGAUGCCACUCUUGGUACAGCUACUACGGGUACCUGUUUGAAUCUUUCGACAAUGACAAAGUAUAAGGCUAUACCUGUAACUAUGUUAUCAGUUGAUUCUCCCAAAAGGCCUCGCAAUGGUGGUGUUCCUGUUGAUUUAGACAAGUCCUUCCUGAGUUUAGCAAUGUCUGGUUUCAGGGAGGAGGAUACUCAGGGGAAUAAGAAAAACAAAGUUAAUGGUACAUCUACAGAUUCUGCAGAUAUAAGAAGUUACAGCAACCUGUGCUAUGAGCCUCCUCAAUUAAGAAUUUCAAAAUCUGGUCAGGUAUAUGGAGUCGAUUAUGUAGAGAACAACGAUUUUAAAACUAAUAGUCCAUUGUAUUUUUCUACACCGCCAAGUCAUGUAAGAACUCCUACUACAAGUGGUGGCAGUCCAGAAUCUAUAUUGAGGAACUCUGCAAUGAGCUUUAACGUGCCUUCUAUUAUAAGAAGGAAAAGUUCAAGCAAUUCUAUCAGGAAAGGAAUGGGAAGGAAAGAUGUCGGGAAGGCUGAGACUUUAGCUGCUCAUAAAUCUGUUGAGCGAUGCCUUGAACUUUCAUUUGACGAGGAAGCUGAUCUUGUUGGACUGAAAUGUGGUACCUCUGUUGCAACUUUGGAUGAUGGUGUUAGCUUGAAGACGAUGUCAAUAUCUUGAAACCGGCCCUUUGGCUACGAAACUGUUCUUUCUGCGGCUAUUAAGGAGGCUAGCAACUUAUACGAGAAAUAAAGAGUAAGAUUCGACCUGCAAAGGUGAAGAGAAUGGCAUGUUUCAAAUUUUGAUCUUUUCCAAAGCUUUCAGUUCGUUGGUUAACAAGUUUUGGAAUCAUUCAUAUAAGAGUACAUAUUACAGAGUACUUUCCAAUAAAAUUUGGUUGUACGGGAAGAAAGAAGUUGGAAGUGAUGAUGAUAAAUUGAUAAUCAAGGGUGUAGCGAAGCUUCCUUUUGGUUUUCCAUUAGUGUUUUAAAGCAUACUUAGCCAAUUAAUGUGCUUGGCAAUUGGAUGUUCAUGUAACUUGUUUGGUUCUCUAGUGAAAUAAAGUGUUGAAAAAUGAGAUCUCUUA